Nicotiana tabacum (common tobacco) is the source of this 772-nucleotide messenger RNA. Lineage: Eukaryota; Viridiplantae; Streptophyta; Magnoliopsida; Solanales; Solanaceae. The record is from RefSeq and is a predicted model, not a curated record.
UUAUACAAAAGUGGCUCCAUAUAGCAUUUGACAACCUACCAAAAAACAACCUUAAAAUGACGUAUCUGCCACUAUGAAUUAAGAUCUGAUCCUAAAAAGCUUCUUCAUUUGGGAAAGUACAGUAAUAUCAAAAUCGGAUAGAUCCAUUCGCGUUUCUGAUUCUAAACAAGUUGGAGUUUUUUGAAAGAGAAAUAUGUCAAUGGCUGCGUUUAUUAAGCUGGAAGAUUCUCCUAUGUUCCAGAAACAAGUGCGGUCUGUUGAACAGAAUACGGAUGAGCUUAGAGAUCGAUGUCAAAAGCUAUACAAAGGCUGUAAGAAGUACAUUUCUUGGAGAAGCGCACAAUGGGGAUAUCAUCUUUGCCGAAUCAUUAGAGGCAUUUGGUGGUGGUCUAGACGACCCUCUCAGUGUGUCCCUUGGAGGUCCAAUCAUUACGAAGUUCAUCACUGCGUUGCGUGAGCUUGCUACAUACAAGGAACUUAUCCGAUCUCAAGUAGAACAUGUGCUCGUGGAUCGCGUGAGCCAAUUUUUGUCUGUUGAUUUGCAGGAUGUAAAGGAAUCUCGUCGCCGGUUUGAUAAAGCUGCAUCCACUUAUGACCAGACACGUGAAAGGUUUGCUUCUCUGAAGAAGAAUGCACGGGAUGAAGUUGUUGCUGAAAUAGAAGAAGUAAGCCCUUUCUCUGAAAAAGGUUCUCUUUGUGGAUUGUUCAUCCUCAUGUCUCUCUCUUUCUCUCUAACUUGAUAAUGUAUAACCCAAUGACAAUUAAUACAUGU